UUGGGACAUUUGAAAAUAAAUAAAACAAAAAUAAAAAGUGUCGAAUAUAUUGAUCUUGAUGACCGCUUGUUGGCUAACGGUUAGAAUUCAAAAGCAAUGGCGAUGGAGAUAGAAACGCAAACCCAAUUAGGGUUUCCUUUCUGGAGACCCAUACGUCGACGUUUUGGUCCAGAUGAUCCCUUUUUCGCUAACGGUAACAUUCAAAGAGAGCUUCUCGCUAAGCAGAUUGCGCUGGACUUGACCGAGCAGCUUGUUCAAAAUAUCCCUGAUGACGAAAGCAGCAAUGUCUUCUGUCCAAUCGUUGGUUGUGGUGCACGGAUGAGAUCUCUGGAUGACUUUGAAGACCACUAUGCUACGCGACAUACUGCAUCUUGCUCUGUAUGUUCUCGAGUGUACCCGACAUCACGCCUGCUAAGCAUACAUGUGUCAGAGGCUCAUGAUUCUUUUUUCCAGGCAAAAGCUGCUCGUGGCUUUCCCAUGUACGAGUGCCUGGUGGAAGGCUGCGGUGUCAAGUUGAAGAGCUACAAAAGCAGGCAGCAACAUCUAGUUGACAAGCAUAAAUUUCCAGCAUCUUAUGAGUUCUUCAGAAAAGCUCGUCCAUCAAAGAAACACAGGCAGAAAUCGCAGCAUAAACAAGCAUUGACUAAGACUCAGGAGAUGUCAAGUGCAAUGCAAGUCGAGGGAGAAACAAUAGACGGCCUCGUUUCAGCAGUAUCGAAAUUAACCACUUCGGAGUCUCCUUCAGCAAUCAGCUUUGGCCGUAGUAGGACUCGUGGAUUAUCGUUUGUGCCUCGAGCAGUUAAUCGACAGAGAGGACCAGUCACCUCAACUGGUGGAACAAAAGAGUAGUGGCAUGCCAAAUGGAAUCCUGAAUCAUCAGAAAAUGUCAGGCUCAUAUUACGAAA
Molecule: messenger RNA, 905 nt
Organism: Lycium barbarum (goji berry)
Lineage: Eukaryota; Viridiplantae; Streptophyta; Magnoliopsida; Solanales; Solanaceae
Exons: 4
Coding region: 97-849 (250 amino acids)
Source: RefSeq, a predicted model, not a curated record